AUGGGUUGGUUAAACUCACGAAAUAAACAACUUAGAAGUGCAAAAAAUUUACGAAAGUAUGAACAACGAGAAAAAUUACUUGAUCAUCUAAUUUCAGUAUUUAAAAAAUUAGAUGACAAUGAUUUCAUUUACAUAAUAAAAAAAAUAUUCGAAUCUCGAGAAAUAAAUACUUGUGUUCAUGCAAAGCGUAAUGAAAUGCUUAUACAUGUUUUCGAUUUACCUGAUUCCCAAGUUCGUAAUGCAUCGGCACUUUUUCAAACAAUGUUAUACUCUCAAGGAAAUCAUAAAGGAGAAAUAGUUUCCACCUAUUUACAAAAUAAAGCGUGUGAGUUUAUAGAUAUUAGUCUUUAUAAGAAUAAUCACAAUAUCGCUAUCAAUGCAUUAAAACUAAAAAAUAAAAAUUUAAGACAAGAGAAUCGGCGUUUAAAAAGAUAUAAAUCUUCUUUUACCACUCGUUCACUUUCCGUACGAAUAGCAAGAGCCAAACAAUUUAAACGAAAACAAAUUUCAAAAAUUCGGUCUUCUAUUCGUAAAUCAAAAAAAAUUCAUCUAAUUCAAUUCCAACAAGCGGUCACUAAAUUAUUUAAAUUUAAUAACAAUGAAUACAACGCGAGAUUUGUAAAAUUAGCUACUGAUAUUAGUACAAUAGGACGAACCUCAAUACGUGCAACAGUAAAAUGCACUAAAGCCAUUUAUCAAUUCUUAACCGGGAAAAUGCCAAAGUAUUGGAUAAUAGCAAAAACUUUAGCACGAUGGAAUAAUGAAAUAGCCAGUUUAUCAUUUAUCCAAAAUCAUCCUAUUGAAACUUCUAGGUUUUUUGGUUACGGUGUUAUGGUUGAUGAAAGCACAUAG
This is a messenger RNA of Racocetra persica, 852 nucleotides long. The record is from the annotation of a GenBank genome assembly. NCBI's taxonomy places the organism in Eukaryota, Fungi, Glomeromycota, Glomeromycetes, Diversisporales, Gigasporaceae.